AUGAGUGUCGUUGAUCUGUCUCUCCUCUCCCUCCUUUCUCUAGCCCUUGUCUCAAUUGUCAUAGCUCAAGAAAGAGCCGCUCAUGGGCUUGUCUACCAGAAUCCUGAGGCAUUUUCACCAUCAGCAUAUAACUUCUUUCAUCCCAAUGAAAAAAAGCCUGAUACCAAAGAACCUUGUGCAGCAUCAAAAUGUUCACCAAUGCCUUUAGCAGCACAGGUGGAAGCCACUGAAAUUCAUGAAAGCAAAGCCUCAACACCCGAAGGAGGUAGGAAACAAUUAGGAGCUGGUGGCAUAGCUGGCAUUAUCUUUGGUGUUGCUUUUGUUGUGCUUUUAGCCAUGGGGGUCUACCAUGUGAGCCUCACUCGCCCAACCAACAUGAAUAGAGCCAAAGCCAAUGCUGCUGUUCAACAAGAUGCUUGA
Messenger RNA from Sphenostylis stenocarpa, 420 nucleotides. The record is from the annotation of a GenBank genome assembly. Lineage: Eukaryota; Viridiplantae; Streptophyta; Magnoliopsida; Fabales; Fabaceae.